AUGCACCGCUAUGGAACAGAUGUCGUCAUUGUUAAAAACGGCAGAAGAAUAUGUGGCACAGGAGGCUGCUUAGCCAAUGCACCUUUGCAUCAGAACAAGAGCUAUUUUGAGUUUAAAAUCCAGUCCACAGGGAUUUGGGGUAUUGGAGUUGCAACCCAGAAAGCAAACUUGAAUCAAAUUCCACUUGGUCGAGAUGUCCAUAGCCUGGUGAUGAGAAAUGAUGGAGCUCUCUACUAUAACAAUGAGGAGAAAAAUAGGCUACCAGCAAACAACCUUCCUCAGGAGGGCGAUGUGGUGGGCAUUACAUAUGACCAUGUAGAAUUAAAUGUAUAUUUAAAUGGGAAGAACAUGCAUUGUCCAGCUUCAGGAAUCCGAGGGACUGUCUAUCCAGUGGUCUAUGUUGAUGACAGUGCCAUCCUGGAUUGUCAGUUCAGUGAAUUUUAUCAUACACCUCCACCAGGGUUUGAAAAGAUCCUCUUUGAGCAGCAAAUCUUCUGAAUGUCUUCAUACCGAAAAUUUGCACCCUGCACUGUUACAAAAGCUUUGUCAUCUUAAAUAAAGUUUCACUUUACUUUUAGGAAACAUAUCUGUAUUUUUAGUAAGUACUUGUGACUGUUGCCUGCAGAAUUAAUAUGCUAACUGCAACACCAGGUAACUGUGUUGCAAAUACGAGAUUUCUGGCAAUGUUUUGUCAUUGACAAUGAGUGUUUUGGGGCAGGGUUUUUCUCUGAUUUGUACUUGAUGCAUAAGGAGACCAAGUAUUACAUUCAGUAUUUUGAAUAAACUGGAGCUCUGUAAAGCAAAUAGUUCUUACGCUUAUAAUAGCUAUGGAGAUGGAUAGUUCUCAUUAUUUUUGUCCCAACUUUUUUCACACAGAAGUUACAUACUGUGUUUAAAGGCAGCACUGUGUUUCUAGUCUGUGAUUUGGGGUUGCGGUGUCCCAGUUGUGCACAGUGACUAAUAAUACGAUGGCAUAACUAGCAGCUAGACACUUGUUGGUUUUUGUUUUUUCAGUUUUUUUUUUUUUCAAGGUGUAAUUUAAUCCAUUCCCUCAGUCUUGGACUGGCAAAUAUAACUUAUCUAUUUAUCCUAGCUUUUCAUUUGCCUUUAUUGUGAC
This is a messenger RNA of Nipponia nippon (crested ibis), 1117 nucleotides long. Lineage: Eukaryota; Metazoa; Chordata; Aves; Pelecaniformes; Threskiornithidae. The record is from RefSeq and is a predicted model, not a curated record.